AAAUCACAAAUUAUCCAUACAAAUUGUUAAUUAGAUUGGGAGAAAUUAGAAUUAGGGUAGGGUUUGGAGAGAGUAGGCGACAGAAUAUGUGUGAGCGGGUAUUCAUGGGUCGUGUACCUCUAAACCCAAACCCAACCCAACCGGGUGAAAGUGUAACGCGCUUAAACCCAAACCCGGGCCGGUAUCCAAAACACGAGUUGGGGGAAAUUAGGUCCCAUUCGGCGGGAGGAUUGGUUCUUCUGUCUCCUACAGGGGUGAUCAGUAUGGCCACGGGUGUGCAAAUUGCGGGUAUUGAUGAUCCGAUGGUUGUGGAACUGUUGGUGCUUCGGGAGGCUAUGCUUUGGUGUCAGGGAUUGGGCCUUACUGAUGUUCGUUUUGAAGGCGACGCCAAGGUCAUUAUUGACAAACUCAAUCGGGGGGAUCAUGGAGAUAACAGGAUGGGUGCUGUUCUUGAAGAAAUUGCUAAUUGGCUCCAUGUCCUGCCUAGGUUUAGCAUUCGGUUUGUAGGUCGGCAUAGUAAUAAGGUAGCCCAUUUGGUGGCUAGAAAAGCCCUUUCUUUGUACCCGGCCAUGAGUCGUUCUUUUGAUUUUCAUACCUGGCUGUCUUCCAGGGUGUAACUGCCUAUUUUUUGAAUCAAUAUAUGAUUAUCUUUUGUCAAAAAAAAAAGAUUGGGGGAAAUUAGAAUUAGGGUAGGGUUUGGAGAGAGUAGGCGACAGAAUAUGUGUGAGCGGGUAUUCAUGGGUCGGGUACCUCUAAACCCAAACCCAACCCAAUCGGGUGAAAGUAUAACGAGUUUAAACCCUACCAUUGAGUUCGGGUUUUGUUGUCAUCCCUAAUGGUGAUGGUAGGGGUGAAUAGGUGGGUGACCCACAGAUCCAGGGGCGGAGCUAGGUGAGGGCUUAGGGCCCCCCCCCCCCCAGAAUUUUAGAACUUACGUAUAAUUUGUACGAAAUUUGAAAAGUUACGUAUAAACAUAACAAUAUUUAUAAAUACUUACGCGUGCAAAAUUUGGUCACAUGUACAUGCCAGUCUAACGGUGAAGUCUUAACUCUGCAUCUCAAUUGACCCGAGUUUUUUUUGUUUGUUUGUUUGACAAUGGCAGUUUCAUUAAAACUGAGAAGUGUACAAAGUGGGUAAAAACCCAGAGGAAAGACAACAUACAAAACCAACAAAGAAGGAGAAAAGCCCAAACACACAGGCCCAAAAAUAAGGGAAAAAAUCCAAAAGUACCACUGUUUAAAAAAAAAUUCCAAAAAUACCACCCAACCCCAAAAAAUUCCAAAAAUACCACCCUUUUUCAAAAACGCCACCCCACCCUGCUGUUUACACUAAAACCGUUUGUCCGGGGCGCGGUAUUCUAUGCAAACCGCGGGCCUAGGGGGCGGUUAUAAAAAAAAAUUGGACCAAACCGCUGGGUGGGGUGGCAGUUUGGCCUAAAACCGCCACCCCACCCAGCGGUUUGGUCCAAUUUUUUUUUUUCCGAUCAACUCCUAACUUCGGCCGAAACUUCAAACGAACGUAACUUUGCACUCGGGUAUCCGAUCGUAGUGAAUGUUUUUUCCAUUUCGCAUAACUUUUCAAGAUCUACAACUUUUACUAGGAUGAAAUUUUUAAAACAGGAACUAUUUGUGGAUAUACGAGACCUUGGGAAUAACCUUACCUUUACUUUUCACAAAUCCAUGUACAUUUUGAAAUUAUGAUUAUAUUAAUAGUUGUAGAUCUUGAAAAGUUAUGUGGAAUCAAAAAAAAUUCAUGACAUUCGUAUUUUGGAGCACAAAGUUAUGGCCGCCCAAAGUUUGACGAAAUCAAAAAAGGCUCGUUCGGGGUGGCAAAUGACGUUUUUUCGAGACGAAGGUGGGACCCGGCGGUUUACGGCUUGCAAGAUCUCAAAAAGUUAUUCGGAUUCAAAAAAUGGAGGCCGCAAACUUUUUGAGAUCUUGCAAGCCGCAUACCGCUGGUUCUCGCCUUUCGUCAAACUUUGGGCGGCCAUAACUUUGUGCUCCAAAAUCCGAAUGUUAUGAAUUUUUUUUGAGUCCUCAUAACUUUUCAAAAUCUAUAACUUUUAAUAUAAUCAUAGUUUCAAAAUGUACAUGGAUUUGUGAAAAGUAAAGGUAAAGUUAUUCU
Linum trigynum is the source of this 2124-nucleotide messenger RNA. NCBI's taxonomy places the organism in Eukaryota, Viridiplantae, Streptophyta, Magnoliopsida, Malpighiales, Linaceae. The record is from the annotation of a GenBank genome assembly.